AUGUAUCGUUAUAUCGUCGGGUUCAUCUCAGUUCCCUGUGCGCUGGCUCCCAUCUAUUUGUCUGCGGAUGUGAGCAGCGAUAACAGCGUGCCCUUCUAUUUCUUUCUCCGCAGCUAUGCUAUCGGCUUUUUUAUGGCAAUGUUCUGUACAUAUGUGUUCCCUCUCUACCACUGCCCCUCAAAUCCCCUCCUUAGCCAUAUGGUCAGUCGCCGCAAAGCCAUGAACAAAAAAUAUCAGAUUGAGGGAAAAAGCGCCGAUCUCGCCUAUGGCAUGGAGAACCUGUGGUUUAACGCGGAUCUGGAGCACCAGACGCUAUGGGUUAACCUAGGCUAUUGGGAGAAAGCCACUCAUUCGUCACGUGCGUGCGAAGCGCUCUUUCGCAAACUGUUGGAUGAGUCUGGGAUCACGAGACAGAAAGAGGUUUCGAUCGUCGAAGUCGGCUGUGGUUGUGCUGAGACUGCCCAGGUGCUACUAAAGGAUUAUACGGACCUGUGUCGCACAUGGAUCGGUCUGACAAUCAGCCCAAUGCAGGUUCGCAUGGCAGACUCCAGACUGCAAAAGGCCCAGAAAGCUGCUGCUCUCAACUGCGACUCCGAGUACCGUAUCUUCCAUGCUGACGCUGCCAGGCCUGAAACCUGGAGCGAAGACAUCCACCGGAGUGUGAAAUCGCUGAAGAAUCCUUGGCUGGUUGCCGUGGAUACUUUGGUGGAUUUUCGGCCAUCGAGAAAGGCGAUUCUACAAUACGCUAGAAACGAGAUACAUGCAUCCGUCGCGAUCACCGACCAUCUUGUCGUGGAAAAUAUAUCCAUGUUGGAUCGGAUGAAGUUAUGGGUUUCAUUCCGUCUACUUGAUACACCGCUCCGCCAUGUACUCUCCCGCCAGCAGUACAUUGGCUUACUCGUGGAGUGCGGUUACGAGGCCGAGAAAAUCUCCUUUGUUCCAUACACUGAGCACGUCUACGCUCCUUACAACCAGUUUAUUAAUCAGCAAGGACAAAGGUGGCAGGAAAUGGGGGGAAGUAAAUGGGAUUAUAUGGACUUUUCGCUGGCUGGCUGGGUGGCCGGGUGGUGGGCACGCUCUGGACUAGUAGAGGCAUGUAUGAUAAUUGCACGAGCGUAA
Aspergillus tanneri is the source of this 1119-nucleotide messenger RNA. RefSeq lists its product as uncharacterized. Bases 1 to 1119 code for a protein of 372 amino acids. The record is from RefSeq and is a predicted model, not a curated record. The transcript is spliced from 2 exons. NCBI's taxonomy places the organism in Eukaryota, Fungi, Ascomycota, Eurotiomycetes, Eurotiales, Aspergillaceae.